AUGGGGCAUCGAUUUCAUGGGGCCUUUCCCGAGCUCUUUUGGGAACAAGUUCAUUCUAGUGGUUGUCGAUACGUAUCAAAGUGGGUGGAAGCAUUUGCAUCUCCUACUAGUGAUGCUAAGGUUGUGGUCAAGCUCUUCAAUAGAGUAAUUUUCCCAAGGUUUGGAGUGUCCCGGGCUGUGAUUAGUGAUGGAGGUUCACACUUUGCAAAGCGAUCCUUUCAAGCUCUCCUUGAGAAAUAUGGUGUGAGGCAGAAGGUGUCAUUAGCUUACCACCCCCAAACAAGUGGUCAAGCUCAAAUUUCAAACCGGGAGGUAAAAAUGAUUCUUAAGAAAACGGUGGAUAGGUCUAGAAAAUAUUGGUCUACAAAGCUUGAUGAUGCUCUAUGGGCCUAUCGCACCGCGUUCAAAACUCCUAUUGGCACCGCACCAUACAAGCUUGUUUAUGGGAAGUCAUGCCACUUGCCGGUAGAACUUGAGCAUCGGGCUCAUUGGGCUAUCAAAACAUUGAAUUUCGACCUUCAAAGCGCCGAUGAGAAGAGGUUGCUUGACCUCCAUGCCUUGGAAGAAUUAAGAAUGGAUGCAUAUGAGAGUGCAAGGAUCUAUAAAGAAAAGACUAAGGCUUGGCAUGACAAGCAUAUUAGAAAAAGGGGGUUUAAGGAAGGUGACAAGGUCCUACUAUUCAAUUCCAGGUUGAAGUUGUUUCCGGGUAAGCUUAAGUCAAGAUGGAGUGGACCUUUCAUCGUUAAGAAGGUGUUUCCAUAUGGAGCGAUAAAAAUCUCAAAUGACAAUGGUGAACCGUUCAAAGUGAAUGGCCAAAGGCUUAAGGCAUACUUUGACGGUUUUGUGCAUGAGGAAGCCAAGGUUGUUCACCUUGAUGAGUUUGAUGUUCCCUACUCUCAUUGA
This is a messenger RNA of Chenopodium quinoa (quinoa), 903 nucleotides long. RefSeq lists its product as uncharacterized. The coding region runs from base 1 to 903 and encodes 300 amino acids. The transcript has a single exon. Gene Ontology annotation, molecular function: nucleic acid binding. NCBI's taxonomy places the organism in Eukaryota, Viridiplantae, Streptophyta, Magnoliopsida, Caryophyllales, Amaranthaceae. Gene Ontology annotation, biological process: DNA integration. The record is from RefSeq and is a predicted model, not a curated record.